This is a messenger RNA of Marchantia polymorpha subsp. ruderalis, 2874 nucleotides long. Lineage: Eukaryota; Viridiplantae; Streptophyta; Marchantiopsida; Marchantiales; Marchantiaceae. The record is from the annotation of a GenBank genome assembly.
CUCGUGUUCUGAGACACGGAUUGCGAGCGGAAUGCGCUCUCCUGUAGCGGAUUUGUGAUUCGAACAUCCAUGGCGCCAUUCUGCGCUCCAUGCACAACGUCUGCCGCUGCUGCACGUUGUGCGGCGUUGCAAUUCGGCGUGGGAGGUCUCGUCCAAUCGAGCUCUUGUUGCGGUGGUAGCAAUGUCGCGGAUUUCCGAGUUCGCGAAGGCCGUGACGGCAAGCCUCGAGAUGCAAUGUUGUGCUCGCGGAGUGCGGGGAUUUACGAGCUCGGAGGAUUCGGUCGAUUGAGUUUGCGGGAUGGAGAUGAAUUUGUGCGGACGCUGGCAGCUGCUGGCACUGGCGGCGUUUGGUUCCGCAAAAAAAGGCGCUGGAAAGCUGCAAAUUCGUCGUCUGCCAAUGUGAUCUGUGAAGUUAGUGGCGGCAUUGGAACCGAGACCGAGGUUUUCGAAAGCCGGGUGCUCAAUGUCUCGGUUUCUGUUUCUUCCAGCUCAAGCUCCUCUCCCUCUGGGUCUGCCGAUGCCGCUUCGUCCAAUCAAGUUGUUGCCAGUGAAUCCAUUUUCUUAUCGUCGACCGAGAAGAGGGAGGAAGAUACCCGUGGUACUCCAGAAAGUGUGCUAAAAGACUCCAGUAACAUCGAAUCUGAUAAGUCGCAAGGAGGCACGAAGUAUUUUGGGGUUCAGCCAGUACGGGGCAGAUUUGAAGUGGAGUUGCAAAAGGAUGGAGUAGUGCACAAAUUGAUUUUUUUGUCUCAAGAAGAGGCUGCAAGAUCCUACGACAAAGCUGCAUUCAAACUCAGCGGAAGAUCUGCGCGACUCAAUUUUGACUUGACCGAGGAAGAAAAGCUGGAAAUACAAGGCACUGGAUGGGAAGACCUAUUGUUGAAGAUGCAACUUCAAGCUCUCUCGGAGAAUUCUCCGGCUGGACUUGGAUUUCCUGGUGUUCAAUUUAAAGAGGACGAGCAGUUGUGGCAAGCGAAGAUAAGGCAUGACAAGGAAAACUACGUGGGAUAUUUCACGACUAUGAACGAUGCCACUAAAGCCUAUGACUUAGCAGCUUACAAGCUUCAUGGCAGUCAUGCCCUUUUGAGUCAACCUCUUACUGCUAGUGAAAAGAAAGAGCUUGCAACAAUGGACUGGGACGCACUUGUCGUAAGACUUGGUUUGGAGAUCCAAGCUCGCAGAAUUAGACGAAAUUCCGGUUGUCGCGGUGUCCGUCUCACAACUUCUGGGGGUUGGCACGCUAGCUUCACCUACAAAAGCUAUUAUUUUUAUCUAGGCACCUUCAAAACCAAAGAAACUGCAGCCAAAGCAUAUGACUUGUUUGCAUCUAAGCUCAUUGGUGAGAGGGCCAAGGUUAACACGGAACUUAAUCCUGAAGAACUGGCUUUUCUGUCAACACACUCUGUUAACAGUCUGCGCGAGUACCUGGCUGGUCAAGCGAUGUUGGCACCCAAACAAGCUUUUCUUGGAGCGCGAGGGGCACGUAUGGUACAAGGCCGAUGGGAAGUCUGUUUAGAAAACGCAAGGAAAGAUCGUAUUUUUACCUCGUCCGUCUCGAGUGAAGUUGAAGCCUUGAGAGUUCAUGAUCUAGCCGCUUACAAGCUGCAUAACGAGCUGGCAAAAACCUAUCAAGAGCUAUCUCAAGUCGAGAGACAGGAGGUGGAAGCUGCUGACUGGAGUUCUGUGGCUGCAAAGUUGGACCUGCAGCAACUACCAUCAUAUCAUGGCGUUAACCGUCUCAUUUCCGGCAUGUGGCAAAGCUAUAUCCGUCAUGGUGGUGCAUAUCUUGCCGUUGGUACUUAUGAUUCCUCUGAAGUGGCAGCUCGGGCCUCAGACAUGUGCACUUACAAGCUUGAAGGGAGGAAUGCGAUUCUAAAUUUUCCUCUUACUGAGUUACAACGGAGAGAAGUUGAAGCCAUGGAUUGGGGUAAACUUAUACUAAGUCUUCGAGAGAUGCAAAUAAAAUCAGAUGUGGAUGAGGAACUGGGCGAUCCUAAAUCUCUUGCCAUGGAAGAUGUUUCAAGGGAGAAAAAGUGGACGAUACUGCUGUGUCAUGAGCAACUUUUGCAACAAAGGAUGAUGAGACGAGCACCGAAAGUAGGUCGGCAGUUGGUAGUGGGCAACCCAUCCAUCGCGGCUCAGUUCUCUCACUUAAAUCGUCGCCCCGAUGGAUCUCCUAUGCUUGUGGAGGAGGUCAUGGAUGGAAGCAAUACACCGCUUCUAUGGAAUUGCAUUUGUGGUAAUUUAUUUUUGAAAGCUCCUGUUGGCCUGUUGAAGGCUAAACAUGCCACAUGUAGGAUCGCAGGAUGCCGAAAAAAGUGAAUAUAUAUACAUAUACAUAGAAGUAGGAGAUCGAAAGUUACCGAACCCAUGGUGUUGAUCACCCAAUAUUGUGAUCAGAAAGGGAGCUUUUGAUUCCAUCCCUGGGUCAUGAUUAUAGUGCAAGUAGGCUAGAUAUGACCGCAGUUAACCCUCGCUGUGGUCUAGAAGCUCAACAGAUGUAGUGAAAAGUUGUGCAUUUGUUCAGAUCGGUUAUAAACGAAGGUACAUGCGUAAUACGGCAGCAGUGCCCUGUGUCGUGCCACGAAGAUAAUUGAACUAUCGACUAUGAGCAUGUUCAAGAGAGCCGUAAGAGUGCCACUGAUUAACGUGCUCGACUUUCGUGAAAGAAGUAUAAGAGUGUUGCCGAGAGAGCUUUUAUCUUAGGGAUUUAGCAGAUCAUAUUUUGAGCCCUUCCUGUCACUCAGCAGUUGGGAACAGCAUGUCGGUUUCUAGCAUACAGUGUUGGAUGAGUUCACAUACUGCCUGUCAACACAUUUUGAGUCACUUUAACAUAUAUACUUUUUGUUACUUUAGAUGGAGAAGAUGUUAUGG